Molecule: messenger RNA, 636 nt
Organism: Cylicocyclus nassatus
Lineage: Eukaryota; Metazoa; Nematoda; Chromadorea; Rhabditida; Strongylidae
Source: the annotation of a GenBank genome assembly
AUGCAUUCUAAAAUCAGAAGGUAUGAGCAGCUUUUGAAAAUCAUCGGAAUUGAUUGCAAGGAAUUUAUGGGUGAUAUCGAUGAGAAGAAAGAGCCUGUAAAGGAAGCAGAGCCUGAAAUCGCACAUUGGAUAAUUUGCUCCGAUGGGUAUUAUCCGUAUUGUUCAAACUGUCAACAGAAGAAAUACGGAAUUGGUUACGGAAAUUCCCUGAAUACAAAGAGGAAGGAGAUGAUAGCUAUGAGUACAAAGCCAAAGCCUUGCAUUAAGCAGCCGAGUAAUCCCGGUAUCGCAUGCACAAAUCGUAAUGCCUGUGAGAAAUGCGGAUGGAAUCCUGAAUUUAUUGAGAAGAUAAAAAAGGAAGAGCUGAAAAUCCUUGAAAAACAGGGCAUAAUUGAAGACCUUGAACUUCAGAAGAAAUAUGUAUUGAUUCCUGCACAAAAAGACGAGAAUGGCAAGGUAAUCGAGAGAGCAUGUAACUAUAUUGCUGACUUUGUUUACUAUGACAACGAGAAAAGAAAAGUUGUAGUUGAGGAUGUAAAAGGAUAUCGAGACACAUCAUCGGCAGGAUAUGCGAAGUUCGUAAUUAAAAGAAAACUGAUGCGAUAUCUUUUUAAUAUUACUGUCGAAGAAGUAUAA